Messenger RNA from Dalotia coriaria, 2530 nucleotides. Its product is annotated as cell surface glycoprotein 1-like. The transcript is spliced from 3 exons. The coding region runs from base 466 to 927 and encodes 153 amino acids. Lineage: Eukaryota; Metazoa; Arthropoda; Insecta; Coleoptera; Staphylinidae. The record is from RefSeq and is a predicted model, not a curated record.
UCCAUCGUUGCUUGUCUCUGCGGCACACACAGUCAGCGAUGGCGUGCAAACAGUGGAAAUAACAGUUUAUUCAUUUGCUUACUGCACUGCUGUAAACGUGUACUCAUUUAUUCAAUUAUUAACAAUAUUUGCACAAGCAAUAAAUAUGUUUUUGCCAGUGAAACCGCAGUUUGCUAUUGUUCUGAUAGCAGAGAUUGUCAAAGGGUGAAGAAUGGAAUAUGUAAGAAGGCAAGAAUUGCUUUACUUAGUACGACAGUGAAAGUGCAACGAUAAUAAUCGACAAAAACCAAACAGAAUGCUUCGUUAACAAACGCUGCGUUUGUGCGAAUACUAAUCGGUCGAUUUGAAGCAAACAACGCAGACUGUUAUGUGGUGCUAUAAUAUUUAUACAGAUGUAUAAACAGUUAAUUCAACAUAAGAUUUAUAUUUAUCACAUCAACUUUAAAGUCAAUAUCAGUCGUUAAGAUGGACAAUGGUGGCUAUAACCGAGAUCCAGAAAAAGGCACCGAACUUAGUUUAGUAGAAAAUUCACACAUUAAGACACCAGGAGACAGCGAGAAGGCAAGCAAGUUGGGAAAACACACUAAAAACAAUCAUCCAGAAACUGCUGACACAGAUCAAGAAACAACGCCUAUCCGCACGAAGACUAAAAAUCCCGCCAACGCCGAUCCUAAUACACCUUCUUCAUACGGAGGUGGCGCAGGUGCUUCCGGUAGUGGUGGCGGCGGUGGACAGCAACCAGAACCUGGUCCUUCAACAUCCUGCCGCCCGGAAGUGUGUCAGCGCGCACGAGAACGGUACACUGCGCCAGAUCUCCGCGGCAGUCCGUGGCAUCGUAGCAAAACUAUCUUUUUAUUAAUCACCAUUAGCUCACUAAUUAUCUGGGCAAUUAUCUAUUCGACACUAAGCCAUCUGAAUCUAGUGUAAAUCCUGUAAUUCUCUUGUGAUAUCUAUGACUUACUUUGUUAUUGUUUGCAUAUUUAGCACUAAGUGUAUUUUAAUUAACUAUUAUAGUUGUUAUAAGAAUUUUACUAGUAUAUCUCUGUUAGUGUGUAGUAUUUGAUAUCUGGUAAGUAACAAUAUUCUAUAUAUACCUAUAAGUAUACAUAUAUGAGACGGAAUAAUGAGGAAUUGAUAAAAACCUAUUUGUUAAACUUAUCUAUGAUAUGAGAACCAGUACAUGAUAUACUGUAGUAUUAAAUGUUGAAAGUUAAAAAAAAUUGUAUACAAUUUUUGUUUAUUUGGCUUAUUUUUGGCUACUUGUUAAUGAGCCAUAAUACAAAAAUACUGGAAUUCACCAAUUUGCAUAAUAAAAAACAAAUUUUUUAAUACAUGGAAGCUCCUACUAUAUAUUUUUUUAUAUUUAUGUUAUAAUCAUUGUGAACAACAUACUUUUGUAGUUAACGCGCAAAUACUUUCAAGGUAAUCCACUGUGAUUCUAUCUAGUUGAAUACUAUACUCAAACCAUCAAUAAAACUUACAUUCGCAUUAGUCUAUCCAAGUAAUUGUUCAGCAACGGUUGUAGAUUACUGCAACAUGUUAGUUAAACAAUAAUAUAUUGCUACAUUUGAUAAAAAUUUAUUAAUAGAAUUGACACUGUUUGUAAACUAACGUUCAAUAUCCAAUACAAGGAAAAUUAUUCAAAAUAUUGCCUUGGUUUCAUUGGAAUAUAUUUGCUGACCGUUAUAUCACAUUUGUAUUCAGUAGCGAAUGCAGAAGUGAAAGAACUGUUUAUAUUAAAGUUCGCCGACUCGCCAACUCUCGGACCUGUUGCAGCCGGUACAAGGAAUCGAGGAAGAAAGUGAGAGUUGGUAUUUCGUAUUGAGUAUUAAAUAAUCGUGUAACGAUCGAUUGUGCGAGUCAGCUAGUCAACAGUUAGGAAACGGUGUUUAAACUGUGACAACGUCUUGGCUGGAAUUAUUUCUGUGAUAAAAUCCUACCAUUGAAGAUAUUGAGAAAAGUGCAUGUGCAAUUAUUUUUGUUCACAGAGUUAAUUGUCUGUUUCGAAAAAAUGCAUAAAAGCACUGAUGUCCUGACUACUAAAGAUGUUGAAAUGGUUUGUAAUGGAGCACAUGGAGCAAAUGUAACACAAAAACCAAAAAAUAAAGUAAUUCUUAUUGCGUGGAAUACUCAAAAGUCGUACAUAUUUCUGAUGUUGUCGGUUUGUUUCAUUGCUUGGGCCUGUAUUUUUUCCCGUUGCGAGAAUACUACAAACUGUAAAAAUAAAUGUAAAAGAACAUAAAAUACGUAUUUAUGUAAUAAUAUGUAUUAUAUCUUAGCUCAUUAAUUACAAAAUCCAAUUAAGAAUUGCAGGACAACUGCUAUGUACUAAUAAUCAACUCAUAGGUAUGCAGUGUUUUUGAUAUUAUCUACUAUAUCAUGCGUACAUGUUUGAUAAUAUUAAAGUUUUAAACUAUUCAGUUAAAAAGAAGUUAAAAUUCUUCUUGGUUUACAUCUCAAACGUUUGUCCAUAGAGAUGUUUAUAAAUUAUAAAUAAAUAAAUAAUAUAUUUAAUAUUUUACAAAAGAAA